CUCUCUGUGCUACCUAUCCGCGUUGCGCGCCGCCCCGCGCGCCUACCGAGCACUUAACCAUGUCGUCGUCACUGGCGUCCUCGUCCUACCGCCGCAGGAUCCUCGACUCCAAGGUGGCGGCCACCCACGCGCUCUACUCUUCCCGCCUCCCCUCCCGCUCCAGGCAGACUGCGCACACCAGGAUUGGCGCCGCCACCACAGCUCACAGAGUUGAGAGUAGCAUUAUCAGUGUCCUAACUAUGCAUCACUGGGAGACCUUGAAUCACAUGGCCUACAAAUUUGGGAAGCUUGACAAGGUUCAUGGAAAACUAGCCUUGAAGAUACUGGGUUCUAUUGUGCAACAAUCAGGCUUAGAGCGAAUUACCCAUAUUUACUGCAUGACUGCUCAUAUCCUCAUCCAAGCUCAAAUGCAUCCACAAGCAAUAUCAGUGUUGAAACAUCUUGCUGGAGGAGGCUUCUCUUGCAGUGCUAUAUUGAGCGCUCUUUUGCGAACUAUCUCGCGUUGUGAUUCCAGUCCCAUGGUUUUUGACCUUCUUAUCAACGCAUAUCUGAAGGAAAAGAAAGUUCUUGAUGCAAGUAAGGCGAUUUUAUUGAUGGAUGCAUGCGGAUUUAAGGCUUCAGCUCGUUCUUGCAAUGCUGUCCUUAAUGGUCUUGUGGAAGUUGGGGAAUCAAAACAUGUGUGGUUCUUCUUUAAAGAAAGUCUGGCCAGGAAGUUCCCUUUGGAUGUCAUCACUUGCAACAUUGUGCUGAAUUCUCUGUGCCUUGAGGGUAACCUUAAAAGUGCUAAUCUUAUGCUACAAAAUAUGAAGAGUUGCUCCUUAGCAAAUGUGGUUACUUAUAAUACAAUACUUUACUGGUAUGUUAAGAAGGGAAGGUUCAAGGCUGCCAUGUGUGUCUUAGAAGAUAUGGAGAAGAAUUGUGUAGAGCCAGAUGUAUAUACUUACAACAUCAUGAUAGAUAAGUUAUGUAGAAUGAAGAGGAGUGCACGUGCCUACCUUUUGCUCAAAAGAAUGAGGGAAGAUAACUUAUCACCUGAUGAAUGUACAUAUAAUACUUUGAUCAAAGGUUUCUUUGAUGAAGGUAAGAUGAAAAUUGCUAUCUAUAUCUUCAACGAAAUGCUGAAACAGAGCCUGAAACCAAGUCUAGCUACUUACACUACCUUGAUUGAUGGGUAUUGCCGAAAUGGGACCACUGAUGAAGCUUUAAGAGUUCUAUGUGAAAUGCAAGUUGCUGGUGUACAACCAAGUGAAUUAACUUACAGUGCCAUGCUGAAUGGUUAUUGCAAAGCUUCCAUGCUGGGACAUGCAAUGAAUCUUAUGGAAGUUCUGAAAGCAAGAGGUACAACAAUCAAUAGGACUAUGUAUACUAUUCUGAUUGAUGGUUUCUGUCAGCUAGGAGUGGUUUCUAAGGCCAAACAAAUAUUAAAGUGCAUGCUUGUUGAUGGGAUUAAUCCAGAUGUUAUUACUUACUCAGCAUUGAUUAAUGGUAUGUGCAAGAUGGGUAAGCUGGAUGAAACAAAAGAGAUUUUGCCAAGGAUGCAAAAAACUGGAGUUUUGCCUAAUGAGGUGCUUUAUACAACUCUAGUUUGCUAUUGUUGUAAGGCUGGAUAUGUCAGAGAAGCACUGAAGUAUUUUGUGGACAUCUAUCGAAGGGGCCUAACUGCCAAUUCAUUCAUCCAUAAUACGUUAUUAUGCUCUUUGUAUGGAAAAGGAAUGAUUGCACAGGCUGAGCAAUUCAAACAAUACAUGUCUAGGAUGCAGAUAUCAUUUGAUGUCGCCGCUUUCAACUGUAUAAUAGACUACUACUGCACCAAAGGUAACAUGCAUGAGGCAUUCUCAGUGUAUGAUAAUAUGGGUAGAUAUGGUUGUUCUCCAAAUGUUUACACAUAUAGGAAUUUGCUUAGAGGAUUAUGCAAGGGAGGCCACUUGGUACAAGCAAAGGAGUUCAUGGCCUGCCUUGUUGACAUACCUUCUGCCAUUGAUCAGAAAACCUUUAAUGCAUUACUUCUAGGGAUCUGCAAAGAUGGGACACUAGAUGAAGCUCUGGAUUUAUGUGAGAAAAUGGUUACAAGUAACUUUCUACCUGACAUUCAUACCUACACGAUUCUUCUUAGUGGUUUUUGCAGAAAAGGUAAAAUUGUACCCGCGGUCAUCUUGUUGCAGAUGAUGUUGCAGAAAGGGUUUGUCCCAGAUAUUGUUACAUAUACAUGUUUGUUGAAUGGUUUGAUCAAGGAAGGCCAACUUAAGGUUGCUUCUUACCUGUUCCAGGAGAUCAUAUGCAAAGAAGGCAUGUAUGCUGAUUGUAUUGCCUACAACUCAAUGAUAAAUGGGUACCUAAAGGCAGGAAUGAUACAUAAAGUAGAUAUGAUGAUUUGUGAUAUGCAUCGUAAUGAGGUUUCUCCAAACCCGGCUAGUUAUAAUAUUCUUAUGCAUGGGCACAUCAAGAAGGGACAUUUAUCAAGAUCUAUUUAUCUCUACAAAGAUAUGGUAAGGAAAGGGAUUAGGCCAAACAAUGUGACAUAUCGUUUGCUUAUGCUUGGACUUACCAAACAGGGAAUGAUUGAAAUUGCAGUCAAGUUCUUGGAAAAGAUGGUCUUAGAAGGCAUUUAUCCUGAUAAGUUAGAUUUUGACUUACUCAUAGCUGCAUGUAGUGAAAAAUCUAGGAUGCCAAAUGCUUUACAGCUUUUCAACUGUAUGAAGCGGUUAUAUAUGUCACCUAGCAGCAGAGCAUACAGUGCCAUGAUAAAUGGAUUAAUCAGGAAAAACUGGUUGCAGCAGAGUUGUGAUGUUUUACGUGACAUGGUUGAAAGUGGGCUUGAACCAAAGCAUACACACUAUAUUGCCUUAAUCAAUGCAAAAUGCAGGAUUGGGGACAUCAAUGGAGCAUUCAGGCUUAAAGAGGAAAUGGCAGCUCUUGGUGUUGUGCCAGCUGAAGUUGCUGAAAGCUCAAUUGUUAGAGGUCUUAGUAAAUGUGGAAAGGUUGAAGAGGGUAUCAUAGUUUUCUGUAGCAUAAUACGUGCAGGAUUGGUGCCAACCAUUGCUACUUUCACUACCCUAAUGCAUGGUCUGUGUAAAGAAGGCAAGAUUGUUGAUGCUUUGGACCUCAAAAGGUCAAUGGAGUUGUAUGGAUUGAAGAUUGAUGUUGUCACCUAUAAUGUUCUAAUCACAGGUCUGUGCAAGCAUCAGUGUGUUUCUGAUGCAUUAGAUCUUUAUGAAGAGAUGAAAUCUAAGCAACUUCAACCGAACCUUACAACAUACGCCACAAUAGCUGGAGCCAUCUAUGCAUCAGGCAGAAUUCUGGAGGGAGAGACACUACUCAAUGAUAUAGAAGAUAGGGGCUUUGUUCCCUCAUAUAAGGAUCAAAGUCCUGAAUGGAGGUUGAAAAAUGCAGUGAGGAAGUUAAACAUGAUAAGAAAUUGCCGAAAAGCUAUAACAUCUGAGGAUGAGGUCGAGCCACUGCAUGCAGAUCAUGAAUCCAUGCCUGCCAAAGACUGAAAUCCUCUAGAAAUUGAACUUUUCCACUUCAAAGGAAGUGAUACAUUUAAUCGACAUAUAUAUGUAUCAGUACCUUUGAGAUUCCUUCUCCAAAUCGCCAUUUAGCUCAUCGAUUGUUUUUGCAAUGCACAUGGCUGGACUAGCAUCCCAAAUGAAGAAAUCUUGUGCAAGAGAUAUGUAUUCCAUUUGGAUGAAAUGAUGAAGUGUUUCCGUAGGCACAUGGCCACUGAGUGUCUCAAGUGAGCAGGAUUGGUUGGAUUUGUUAUGGAUCAUACAAAACAAAUUCAUAUAUCAUUUCGGAGGACAGAUCUCAAGAACCAUGAAGUUUCCAAGCAUAAGAAUAAGACAGUCCUCCGCUGUGGACGGGAGGUAUUUAUAAGUGCACGUCACAUAGAAGAGAAGGACUCAUUGUUGUUCACAUUCGCUCCUGUUUUGAGGCUCUGGUCCUUGAUUCUGAUUAUUGUGAAAAAAUGGUUUCUUGUUCCGGCAUCAAAGUUACUUGUAAUGCUCAACAAAGAGGUGUGGAUUAUGUUGAUAUUUUGAAUAGCUCCUGCGGUGACACCACAAGAUCAUGGGGAAGCAAAAGAUUUCCUACAUAUGAAAUGGGCAACUCAGGCCAUCCUAGAAAAAUAGCGAAGACAGUCAUAAAUAUUCACCCGAGGAUUCAGAAGAGGACACUGAGGAUAAAAAGGCAGCCACAAAAUACUCCUCUGUGGAUUCAGAUUACAUUUUAUUCUCUUUCUGCGUCAACAUUACGUUCUGAAUUAUAUGCUCAGAAUACACUAUAUUAGAUUUUAUUAUUGUCAUUUUCACUGUUAAGGAUUCUGUACCGGAGAAGACACUGAGGACAGAAAGACAAGUACAAAAUAUUCAUCCGAGGAUUCAGAAGGAAGCAUAUAAUGGAUUAUCAAGACGCCAUUGGUAGAAUGAAACAACUUGGGAGCAGGAGAAGCAUGUUGCCCCCUUCAGUCCAGGUUCCCAUUUACGUGUCAAUAAUAAGCAAGGGCAGUGUUGGUGUCAACAAUGUCUAUGCUGUAGCCAUUUGCAAGAAGUAUGCUGCUGCGCAUCUCCCAACCGAAAUUAGGCUGUGGCACUCAUGAGGGCAGAGAGGAGCAGGACCUGAGAAGUCAAGAUGCAUCCGAGGAUUGGCAACGCACGAAUGCUCGGGGGAGGAGGUUGGCACAAGUUUGUUUGUCCACGACAACCGUCUGGAAGUCUGAAAUAUCUGCCUGUUCCAGCUGAUGUCGAACCAAAGGAGGCUUACGAUGAUGGUGCAACAUUAUUCGUCACAAUGUCAAGGGUUAGUUUCUAGUUUCCAGCACAAGGGAGUGAUAGAGUCUCUGGUGGUAUUCUGCACAUUCGCUUUUGGUGGUUUUGCAAUCCGUUGUGUGUGGGGGCGGUACAGCUACUCUUA
This is a messenger RNA of Lolium rigidum, 4908 nucleotides long. Its product is annotated as pentatricopeptide repeat-containing protein At5g55840-like. The coding region runs from base 60 to 3494 and encodes 1144 amino acids. Gene Ontology annotation, molecular function: protein binding. The record is from RefSeq and is a predicted model, not a curated record. The transcript has 8 exons. Lineage: Eukaryota; Viridiplantae; Streptophyta; Magnoliopsida; Poales; Poaceae.